Paramacrobiotus metropolitanus is the source of this 1323-nucleotide messenger RNA. RefSeq lists its product as uncharacterized. NCBI's taxonomy places the organism in Eukaryota, Metazoa, Tardigrada, Eutardigrada, Parachela, Macrobiotidae. The coding region runs from base 127 to 891 and encodes 254 amino acids. The record is from RefSeq and is a predicted model, not a curated record. The transcript has 2 exons.
CAUUGUUUUCCCUAAAGAAAUUCCUCGAAGCUGUGUGCUGUUUAGUUUGCAUUUUCAAUAAACGUUUCUGCAAGAAACAGACACCAAAUAAACCAACGCAGCAGUGUUUUGCAAAAUGCGUAUAUCAUGUCACCCUGUUACAUAAAAAACAUUGUAAUUGCUGUUGUAUGCCUGGAUCUGGUUGUCGGCGGCGCGGCAAUCUCACCAUUAUUAGAUGUUAAGCGAUCGCCAUUGCCGCUGGAGGUUGCGGCUGCGAAGGGACAGCAAGAGAAAGAUCAGUCACAGAAUUCCUCCACCUUAAUACCAGCCAUGGAUCGCUUCCGCAACCACUCAUCCUUUGUCAAUGGGAGCGCCAGCCUGCCGUUCAGCAGCCGGCCGACCAAACUGCCGCGGAAGAGCGUGGUUGGCGCCGGUCCGCUGGCCUCCUCUUACUACACGUCCAGCGCCUGGAUCAACACCAUCAAGAGCAUCGCCGUCUGCUGGGCUAUCGUGGCCUGCAUUUGGAUCUUCUUCAAACUCCUCACCUGCUCCACUUUCGCCUACCGCCUCUGGUACCGCAAGCGCCUCACCGAGGCCCGCGAGAUGGCGUUGCUGGAAGGGGCACAGAGUGGCGUGCCCAGCGGUGGUUGUCCCCUUGGACUGGGCUUCGCCUCACGCUGGACCCAAGUUAACUUCCUAAAACAAGGCGGGGAGGCAGCCAUGGAGGCGCCGCCGGGUUAUGAACAGUUCUCGCCGCCGGCAUACGAGGAUAUUGUCGGCAUGGAAAUGUGUGCGCAGUUGAUACUGGAGCGGGUGGAUGAGACCGUUGGCGGCGGUGGCACCGCAGGGAAUGCAAGUGACGAAGGGGAAACAACGGCGCUGACCGCCGAUGCACAAGAUGACCGCAGCUAGUAUCGGCUGGCUCCUGUCUCUUUUUGUAUUAUAAUUAAGUAUCUUUUUUGUUGAGAAUUUUUGGUAUUUCACGGCCUUUUCACUCACUCAUACGCUGCAUUACUUGCAUGUUGAAUUUAUUUAAGUACUGAUAAUACUUAAUUGUUCUAUCGCACAUACAGUAAUUUAGGAGGGCUUGCAAGUUUGCGCAAGAGACUGAGUACUUAUAUCAGCAUUUUCCAUUGUGGCGUUAAUUAUUUACUGAGGUUUUUCAUGACAAUAUGGGUUGAACUUAUGAAGUAAUACUGUAGAGGCUCGAUCAAGUGGCACCACAGAGUUUGUGUACGGGAAAUCAGCACCUGCAAUAUGUGCACUGAUCGUGCAUGUGAACGCAUGGGCAUGCACACGCUGCGUGUGUGCUGCUUUCCCAUACACAAACUCUGUGGUGCCACU